AUGGUCGCCACCUUCAUCCUUACUCGCACCUUCGCCAUCUCUGCUCUCUUUGUUGGUGCGGUUCUGCCGUUCGCCAUUGCCGCGCCCCUUCCCUCGCCGGAGGUUGUCCGCUCUUUCUCCUUCGACAAGCGGUUCUGCCGCCAGAUGAGCUGCCUGUUCGAGGUCCCCACGGACACUACGGAUGGCCCCUCAACGGAAGCUGCGGACACUGACGCGCAACUCACCAAAAUGGCGUCGGACGGCACGGAAGCUGUAUUCGUCGCAGGGGGCAUCGAGCCGGAAGAGGGCGAUGUCGGAGACAUUCCUGAGCCUACCGAAAGCUUUUGA
Messenger RNA from Trametes versicolor FP-101664 SS1, 327 nucleotides. RefSeq lists its product as uncharacterized. NCBI's taxonomy places the organism in Eukaryota, Fungi, Basidiomycota, Agaricomycetes, Polyporales, Polyporaceae. The transcript is spliced from 4 exons. The coding region runs from base 1 to 327 and encodes 108 amino acids. The record is from RefSeq and is a predicted model, not a curated record.